AUGGAAUUUAUGGAGCCACACCCCAAAACCCAAGGUGGAGCCACCUCGAAUAAUAACAACAGCAACAAUAGUGCCGACCACCACCGAGAAUCCUCCUCCUCCGCCGCCGCCGCCGCCUCCUCCGCCUUACAACUGGUCUCCACCCAUCACCACCAAAGUCAACCCGACCCGGGCCCCGGGUCCGGCCCAUUCAUGGGCUCCAUCUCCAUGCAACCACAACCACAACAACAACAAUCAAGAAAUCUGACCCCGUCCACCACCACCGCCGUCGUCGCCGUCACCGCCGGCGACGGAUCCGCUGUCGCCGGAAAGGCCGUUAAAAAGCCCUCCAAGGACCGGCACACGAAGGUGGACGGCCGGGGUCGGCGCAUCCGGAUGCCGGCCCUCUGCGCCGCCCGGGUCUUCCAGCUGACCCGCGAGCUCGGCCACAAGUCCGACGGCGAGACCAUCGAGUGGCUCCUCCACCAGGCGGAGCCGGCCAUCAUCGCCGCCACCGGCACCGGCACCAUCCCCGCGAACUUCUCCACCCUCAACGUCUCCCUCCGAAGCAGCGGCACCACCAUCUCCGCCCCGCCCUCCAAGUCCGCCCCACUCUUCCUCGGCGGCGCCGCCGCCAACAUGCUCGGCUUCCACCACCACCACCAACACCAACACCACCAGUUCGUUCCCUCCGCCGCCCCCCCGCCCUUCGCCAUCGACCCGGAAGACGGCUCCCCCUCCGGCGCCUACAUGAAGAAGCGCUUCCGGGAGGACGCCACCGGCGCCACGUCGCCCAAACCGGGCCCCGACGGAAAACCCGACCUGGCCCAGCCGUCGAGCUUCAUCCCGGCUCAGACCAUGUGGGCUGUGGCCCCAGCCGCCACGAACGUCGGGAACGCCUUUUGGAUGCUCCCCGUCACCGGAACCGGCGCCGCCGCCACUGCAGCGGCCACCGUCGGGCAGCAGGAUUGGCAGUACAAGGCUUCCUCAAUUCAAAGGAUGGGCGGGUUCGAGUUCCCAGGAACCGGCCGGUUCAACCCGGUUCAGCUCGGGUCAAUGGUUCUCCAGCAGCAUCAACAGCCGGCUCAGCAAUUGGGCUUAGGCGUAACUGAGACGAACAUGGGAAUGUUAGCCUCCAUAAACGCGUACAACAACAAUAAUAACAACAAUAACAGUAAUAAUCGAAUCGAUUUAGGAAUGAAUUUGGAGCACCAUCACCACCGACACCACGACUCGAGCCAACGACAAAAUAGCGACAACGAAGAGGAAGAUCGCCAUAAAGACUCGUAA
Striga asiatica is the source of this 1269-nucleotide messenger RNA. Lineage: Eukaryota; Viridiplantae; Streptophyta; Magnoliopsida; Lamiales; Orobanchaceae. The record is from the annotation of a GenBank genome assembly.